Naegleria fowleri is the source of this 2274-nucleotide messenger RNA. RefSeq lists its product as uncharacterized. The transcript has 2 exons. Lineage: Eukaryota; Heterolobosea; Eutetramitea; Acrasida; Naegleriidae. Bases 1 to 2274 code for a protein of 757 amino acids. The record is from RefSeq and is a predicted model, not a curated record.
AUGUCUGAAGGUUUUGACUGGAAGAAGUUUGUUCGUUUGCAACUUGCUUCUCGUGAGUGUAGCAAUGAUGAUGAUAACGAUUUACCUUUCAAAGAAUUAGAUCCAACAUAUCAUCGUUUAAUUUCUGCAGAAAACACUUCUAUAUCGGAACAAUGUGAUGAAUAUUCAGUAGAGCAACAAUUAUUGAUCUCUCGAGAAGGCUGGUUGGAUUCCGAACUCUUUUCAAAGAAGUAUAUUUUAGAAAAGUGUGAUUUACAACAUUAUCCAUUAAAUUUACGACUUUUUGAUCAUUCCGAAAGAGAAAAUCCGGAAAAGGCCGUGCAAGACAUGAUUUAUGAAACAGUAAUUAUUCAAUAUUUGAAUCCAUUAUUCUACAAACUUCAUCAUUAUGUAGAAGAUAAUUUCUCUAAAGAACAGCUGAAGAAUUAUCUCCUUACUGGGUUGUCUCAAUUUCUAGAGCUGUCUCUAGAUACUUGCGAUUCACAGGUACUAUUUGAGAAUGUUAUUGAUUUGCACUAUUCUACAAAUAGAGACGACAAGUUAUUAGCGUUUUUGGUGUGUAUUCCAUGGUUAGAGACUGGAAUGAGAGAUGCCUUAUUUCUGUAUGAUUGCUCAACUUCUAUCGACAAGGUGAAAGAAAGUUUGUUGAAUAGACUCGCCACAUUCAGCGACAUGUUGGGAAGUGAUGAUCUUUUGUCGAUUUAUGGAGAAAAUGGUGCAUUUAUUUUGAAGUUAUGUUAUGGAAGUCAAAAUACUUUAAAUUUGAGAAAUGUAUCAAUGCAUGGGUUUAUUAAUUCUCAUAAUUUUAAUCCACAUCAUACAACGUUUCUAUUGUUUUUGAUGUGCAACUUAGGCUUUGUUCGAGCACAAUAUUUUGAAAAGGCUUUUUCAAACUUGAAUGAAAAACAAAAAGAAAAAUUUUUAUAUCGACUGAAAGAGAGGAAAAUGAACCGAAAAAUUCAAGAACAUGAUAGACUAGCAAUAGGUCUUUUGGAACAGUCCAUCUUAAAGCUCGAAAUUCCGCACGAAGUGUCAAAUAUUCUAUCCGUAGAUUUAAAAUCAGAGCUUAAUUUCUUACAAAGAAUGAAUCCUGAUCUUCCACUAAUAUCCAAGAAUGAGUGGAAUCUUGUACUCGAAAGUUAUGUCAAGUUUCUGCAAGAAACAUCGCAAUUUCAAACUUAUAUAACACUUUCAAGAAUAUUUCCAAUUUUUGAAGCAUUUCUACGAAGACUAUUUGUAUUUUGCAACGUAGAUAACAAAGAUAUAUACCAUUUUAGAUUUAGAAUGCUACAAGUGGAGAGAACAAGAUCUCUUGUCAUAUUUGACACCAUAUUGAACAACAAACCAAAUGAUUAUUACAAACUUGAGGGAAACAGACUCUUUGACGUGUUGAAUGAACAUGAAAUUCAUUGCCUAUACGAUUUAUUCAAAUGGCCUCAUGGAAUUAAAAUUAGAACAUUUAUGGCACAUGGAUGUAUUCAUUGGGAUUGGAUUUCUAAACGCUAUCUGGAUAGAUUAAUGAUUUUAUUCAUUCAACUCGUUCACAAGUUUUCGAGACAACAGGAGCAACUAUCAACUGUUGUGAAAACUUGUAACACAUUUAUUGAAUGUUAUUCCCCAUGCUUUCAUCCCCAGAAAAUGCUAAAAGAUGACAUUUAUCAAGCAUGUGGUCAUUUACAGCAAGUCGAGCAUCUUAGAGAGUGUUCAGAAUUUUGCGAAAUGCUGCAAUAUUUUGGAGAGGACGAAACAACUUAUAGUAUUAGAAGAGAUCCACUUAUUUUGGAGUUAUCUGAAAAUGAAACCAUCAUUACCACCAAAAUUGAUGAAAAUCUGAACGCCUUAAUUAAUCAUGCGAAAGAGAGCUACAUGAUGAAGGGCAGAGAAACACAUGAUUUUCCUAACACCUCUGUCUCCUCAAUAAUUAUUUGUGAACUGGAUAAUUUUUUACAUUUUGAUGUUGAAGAAAUAUCUGAGAAAGAGUUUAAACUUUUGUUGCUAGCACGAAGAAUGAGUCAAGAAAUUUCUGAAUGCCUUAACUUUUUAAGAACUUCUCUCAUUUCGAAAUGGAAAAAAAUUCAGCAUUUGAACGCCACCCAAAAAACAACAUUAAGGACUACCAUGGGUCAGACGGAAAGGUUGCGAAAAGCAUGUGAAUUUUGCUUGUUCGUUCAGUUAGGCAUUUUAAAAAGGAACUCAGCUAUAAGCCGAUACGUUGCCGGGUGUGACAGAUUUUUAGCUCAGUGUACUGCCUCUUUAACAAAAAAGCCAAAUUGA